ACCAAGCUAGGUGUUAUAGGGGAAGUAAAAACUGACCCACGUUCUUUAAAGAUUCACUCCUGCCUUUGAAACUUGGCAACAGAUCUGUUUUUUAUCAGAAGCAGAAUCGGCCAGUUUGCCCUUAAAGACACAGUCCUUAUCUCUACCUCACAGCAACAUGAAAACUGUGGAACUCUAUGUUUGUCUCUUUGUGUGGUUUCAACCAGCUCAUAGUUCAACAGACAUGCUGGUUGACUUGGGACAAAAUGUGUCCUUAAACUGUGACCUUCUGGCUGUAAAAGAGAUUUACUGGUUCUUACAGCAGUAUCCAAGUCCACCGAAACCCAUCUUACGGUCAUUUUAUAGAAACUCAAGUCCCUAUUUCUACAAUCACUCUUUCAAAGUGAAGUACUCCUUACAGGAAAAGCUUCAGUUGGCCAUUCAGAAUAUAACAAAGAAUGAAUUGGGAAUAUUCUACUGUGUGGAAACAGGUGAUCUAAUGUUCAGAAAGGGCAUCAGGCUGUACAUCAUGGAACCAACCAAUCCCCCACCUCACUCAACACAACAGACGCACCAAUGGACACGUCAUGAGACGCCAUUGCUGGUCAUCAUGUCUGCUAUGUCGUGCUGCAUUCUCCUGGCUGUGGCCAUCGGAUUAAUGCAAGUUUGUAACCACAGAAAAAGACAUCCUGGAGAUUCUGAGUAUCAGUACACAAUGAUAAUACGGACGGAAGCUCUGAGCAGCCACAGGAGCAGCGCUUUAACCUCAGUGGAGUUUACCCAGCUCAGCCCUCCGCUGUAGAUGCACUCCACACACCUCUCACCCACUUCUUUUGUCUAUGCUUACAUGCAGUUUUUUUCUGCCUCUGGAAUGUGGUUAGUUUAUGUUUAGUUUCCACCGCGCAACCAGACUGAAAUACAUUACACAAAACUUUUAUAAUAAAUUUUCCUCUUGCAGUAAAAUUCCCACAAAUGUCCCCUUAGCCGAGGUCUAGGUGGUCAGCCACCACAUUUGGUGUCCAAAUUUAAUUUAUACGUUUAUAAAGAGGUAAAACCUCUAGACGUCAACAGUCAUCCAGAUCUUUCCAUUAAAUAGUUUUUCUCCUCAUCCAGGUCAUGAAGACUUGUCAAUGUUAGGCCUUACUGUAUACAUUUAAAAUGAAACUGCUAAAAAACUUGUUUUUA
This is a messenger RNA of Pygocentrus nattereri (red-bellied piranha), 1164 nucleotides long. RefSeq lists its product as uncharacterized. The transcript has 5 exons. Lineage: Eukaryota; Metazoa; Chordata; Actinopteri; Characiformes; Serrasalmidae. The coding region runs from base 158 to 781 and encodes 207 amino acids. The record is from RefSeq and is a predicted model, not a curated record.